Molecule: messenger RNA, 1159 nt
Organism: Elgaria multicarinata webbii
Lineage: Eukaryota; Metazoa; Chordata; Lepidosauria; Squamata; Anguidae
Gene: RNF208
Product: ring finger protein 208
Exons: 1
Coding region: 259-1074 (271 amino acids)
Biological process (GO): protein ubiquitination
Molecular function (GO): ubiquitin protein ligase activity
Source: RefSeq, a predicted model, not a curated record
CCCUGAAGGCUCCGCCCGGCCGCAAGGCACUCCCACGCACCCGAGACGGUUUCGCCAACGCGCCUCCCGCCCUGCAGCCGACCCUGCUGGGAAUGUGCACGCCCCCCCCGGCCUAGCAGCGUGCUCCCCCCGGAAGGUGCCAUUGUCGCGACCGCUGCCCCAGAAUGUGCCCUUGCUCCCGUGGCUGCCUCCAGCACUGCCGCUUCACGGCCCGCGCCCGGUUCAAAGGCCGGCUUGCCGCCAAAGCCAUCUAGCCUCAUGCAGGAGACCCUCGGAGAACCCAGAGCCCCGGACAGCCAUGUGAAGAGCCUCCUCAUGUCAUGUCUGAAAGGGCAGCAGGUCAUCAUCAAGAUGGAGGCCAUGAAGAUCAUCCACCCGGAGAAGUUCUCGGAGCUGCAGAACUCUCAGGCGCGCUUCGGCCCCGCCCCCCGCCGGGAGCCGCCCCUGGUGGCCAAGCGGGCCUGGCCCUCCGAGUCGGAGAUCAUCGUCAACCAGGCCUGCGGGGACCUCCCAGCCUUGGAUGGCCACCCGGGCCCCCUGGGGCUGUCCCGGACGCCGCCCCUGCCCCGGCGCGAGCAGCUCUACCGUGGGCAGCGCAAAGGCAGCUCCGACUUCUGCUAUCACCGCCAGCCGCCGCUGCCGCCGCCGCCGCCCUCCGAUGAGGUGAUCGUCAACCAGUACGUGCUGCACCCCUCCACCCCCUGCGAGCCCCUGGAGUGCCCCACCUGCGGCCACGUGUACAACUUCACCAACAAGCGCCCGCGCAUCCUCUCCUGCUUGCAUUCGGUGUGCGAGGAGUGCCUGCAGAUCCUCUACGAGUCCUGCCCCAAGUACAAGUUCAUCUCCUGCCCCACCUGCAAGCGGGAGACGGUACUGUUCACCGACUACGGCCUGGCCGCGCUGGCCGUCAACACCAGCAUCCUCAACAGGCUGCCCGCCGAGGCCCUGGCCGCCAACCAGGUGCAGUGGAGCACCGACGCCGACCGCAGCUGCUACCAGACCUUCCGCCAGUACUGCGGGGCGGCCUGCACGUGCCACGUCCGGAACCCGCUGUCUUCCUGCACCAUCAUGUAAGCUGCGCGUUCGCCACACUCCCCUGGGUCCACCCGAACCCUUCCACCGCCCCGGCAGCGGGACUGCAUACGCGAGAGGAGAGCGU